GGCUGCAGUGUCCAGUGUCCACAGUUUGUCAGUUCGACACGCUCAGCCAGCUUCCUAUCCAAACGAAAGGAAAUAUCCGCGCCAGGCGCCACUCGAAAACCCCGUGCACCAGAAGCAUCAGUAGACGCCUUUGAUUCCCAUCUCCAAUCCCACUCACCCCACCCUCCACCAUGGCCUUGGCCAUGACAUCCUCGUCUCCGCAGCCACCGCCCCCCUCCCACCGGCGCCGUCGCCGCUCGCAACCCGCGACCCCCAAACUCAAAUCCAGGGCCAAGGCCCUUCCCCUCCUCUCCAACGUCGGCGUCGGCCGGGACCCCACCACCAUCAAGUACUACGCCCGCGUCGCCUCCAACCUCGCGGGCGCCGGCCGCCUCCGCGACUUUCUCCUCGCCGCUGAGGGCCUCCGCGCGGCCGCCGGGGACGACGCUGGCUUCGCGGGGCGCAUCAGCGCCCGCCUCCUCUCGCGUGGCGUCGCCGCCGCGCUCCGCGACCGCGGCCUCCCCCACGUGCUGGACUUCCUCCGCGACGCCGAGCGCGUCGGCGUCCCCGCCGCUGCGAUGCUCGACGGUGAAGCCUCCGACGCCAUUGGGGCCGCCUGCCGGAUGCUGCUGGAUGAGCGCCGCAUGACGGAGUUCGUCGAGGUCGUCGAGGCCCUAGCUCAGUAUGGAUUCUUCGUUCAAAGCAUUGCGAACCAAAUGGAUGUAUUGAAAAUAUUUGUCAGGAAGCGUGACCCAGAUAUGGCGAUAAGGUAUGCACGCAUCUUCCCUCAUUCCCAACUUUUACUCUGCAAUAUUAUGGAAGCUUUUGGGAAAAGGAAGGUGUUGAAACAUGCUCUAACGGUCUUCGGAGCUAUUAAGAUCCAGCCUGGAGGCAUCAAUAUGUUUGCAUGCCGAAGUAUCAUUGAUAUAUGCGGUCAUUGUGGUUCUUCCGUGCAGGCUCGUAUUAUAUUUGAGGGACUGCUUGCUGAUAAGAUUACUCCGAAUACCUACGUCUUCAACAGCCUUAUGAAUGUGAAUGCCCAUAGUUUCAGCUACAACUUUUCGGUCUACAAACAUAUGCAAAAUCUUGGUGUCCCUCCUGAUUUGACAUCAUAUAACAUACUUCUGAAGACAUGCUGCAAUGCCAGAGAAUUCAACUUGGCUCAAGAAAUUUAUGAGGAAAUGAAGAAAAAGGAGUGUGAUGGUCUUUUAAAGUUAGAUGUUUUUACAUAUAGUACAAUGAUGAAGGUGUUUGCAGAUGUGAAAAUGUGGAAAAUGGCUUCCAACAUAAAAAAGGAUAUGCAAGCGGCUGGUGUUCGUCUUAACCUAGUCACAUGGUCAUCAUUAAUCAACGCUUAUGCAAAUUCUGAUCUGGUUGAUCGUGCCAUAGAGAUUCUUGAAGAAAUGAUAAGGGAUGGCUGUCAACCUACUGCUCCAUGUUUCAAUAUUAUCCUUACUGCUUGUGUGAAGUCAUGCCAAUAUGAUAGAGCUUUCCGCUUGUUCUAUAGCUGGAAGGAGUCUGGAAUCAGGAUAUCUCUAUCUCCUGAACAGAAAGGAUGUCUCGAUGGCAGUUUCACAUUCUGUAUAGAGCAUCCAAGUAAUGGCGGUAUUGUGUUGGUGGUUCCAUUUAGGCCAACUGUUACAACCUAUAAUAUCUUGAUGAAAGCCUGUGGAACUAAUGGUGAACGCGCAAAAUCUGUUAUGAAUGAGAUGAGGCGGAGCGGCCUUUGCCCUGACAUUAUUAGCUGGUCUAUUCUCAUGAAUAUCUAUGGUACAUCUCAAAACAGGGAUGGUGCUAUUCAGGCACUCAGAAGAAUGCAGCGCAUUGGAAUAAGACUUAAUGUCGCUGCAUACACUGUAGCGAUUAAGGCAUGUGUUGAAAGCAAAGAUUUGAAGUUGGCGUUGCACUUGUUUGAAGAAAUGAAAACACACCAACUGAAGCCAAAUUUGGUGACAUACAAAACUCUCCUGACAGCACGUAGCAAAUACGGAUCAUUACAGGAAGUCCAGCAAUGCUUAGCAAUCUACCAGGAAAUGAGGAAAGCAGGGUAUGAAGCAAAUGACUAUUAUCUCAAGGAAUUAAUAGUGGAAUGGUGUGAAGGAGUUCUGUCUAGUCACAGUGGAAAUCGAGGUUUUUACGAUUUGGAUCUGAAACAUAAGAAGAAAGAAUCAUUCAACCUUUUGCUUGAGAAAGUAGCAACAUUCUUGCAAGAAGAUGUUGAUCAAAACCAAACUGUCGAUGUUCGCGGGCUUUCAAAGGUUGAAGCUCGCAUUGUUGUUCUCUCUGUUCUCCGGAAGAUGAAAGAAAAGUAUAUACUAGGAAGAGCAAUCCAGGAUGAUGUGGUCAUCAUCACUGGUAAUGAGAAGACACCAAGCUCUGUAGUUGAAACGAGUGCUGUGGAGGUCGAGCAUGCAAUAGUUACUGUUUUGACGGAUGACCUGGGUCUCGAAGUUUUGAUCGGACCUGGAAACCGUCCUCCUGUUUCAUCAAAACCCAAAGCUCCGACUAAAUCUAGGAGUAAUUUAGAGCAAGCAUCUAAUUUUUUUGCCAGGAAACCACAGGGAGUGAUAAAAAUCCCUAUCAACUCGCUGAACCAUUGGUUGAAGAAGAAAGCUGUGAGGGUUGUACAGUGAUAUUUCCUUUAGAUGUUCUUUUUUUUCCAUUUAUACCUCCAAGAUUAACACAGUUAUCCUAGGAUUGGAUGAUGUACAUAUCUAAACAGGUUAUUGCUCCCGGUGUCCCAGCAAACAACAUGAUUAGGAGGACUUGCUUACAUGACAGCCAAUGGAGCCUUGGGUAUUGCCCAGUGCAUUCAGAUACCAAAGCAUCACAAAUUUUAUUCUGUAAAUCCAAUUGCAUCACUCAACAGGGUUGUAUCUCAGGUUGAAAUUUUGAAGUGCUUCUCAAGAAUUCAUGUCAGGUAUGAUAGUUCUAACAUUCAAUUUUCCUGUUGUGAUAUCAACUUUCAGUA
Phragmites australis (common reed) is the source of this 2950-nucleotide messenger RNA. RefSeq names its product pentatricopeptide repeat-containing protein At5g02830, chloroplastic. The coding region runs from base 171 to 2612 and encodes 813 amino acids. The transcript is spliced from 12 exons. The record is from RefSeq and is a predicted model, not a curated record. Lineage: Eukaryota; Viridiplantae; Streptophyta; Magnoliopsida; Poales; Poaceae. Gene Ontology annotation, molecular function: protein binding.